AUGUGGGGUAAUUAUGUAAUAGAUUACCGUAAAAAGUUAAAACUGUCUGAUGGUGAUAACAAGACUAAAGCUCGCGCUGGCGAGCUCUGGCCUACGGAGCGACCGGAUGGCAUGCCUGUGAUACAAUCGCUGGAGGUGAUGUGUGGAAAGGAUCACAUGGACGUACACCUGACAUUUUCACAUCCAUUCGAGGGCAUUGUCUCAUCAAAAGGUCAGCACGGUGAUCCUCGAUGUGUCUACGUGCCGCCAUCCACAGGCCAAACCUACUUCUCAUUUAGAAUCGCCUAUGCCAAGUGCGGCACCAAACCUGACCUACAUGGCCAGUUCUACGAAAAUACAGUAGUGGUUCAGUAUGACAAGGACCUGCUGGAAGUGUGGGAUGAGGCCAAAAGGUUGCGCUGUGAAUGGUUCAACGACUAUGAGAAGACUGCUUCGAAACCUCCUAUGGUGAUAGCUGACUUGGAUGUCGUGCAGUUAGAUUUCAGAGGUGACAACGUGGACUGUUGGAUGGAGAUACAAGCUGGUAAAGGACCUUGGGCGGCUCCAGUUUCUGGAAUAGUGCCGCUAGGUUCCACGCUUACUCUCGUGGUGGCCAUUAACGAUUAUCGAGGCGAAUUCGAUAUGCGAGUCAAAUCUUGCGCAGCGUCUGAUGGCUCCGGGCAUAUUAUACAGCUGUCAGAUGAAUACGGCUGUGUGCUGCGACCUAAAAUGAUAUCCAGGUUCCUCAAAGCUAAAGCAGUUGAUGAACGGGCUACAGUGAUCACAUAUGCCUUCUUCCACGCAUUCAAGUUUCCCGAUGCACUAAGUGUCCAUAUUCGGUGCAAAGUUGAGAUCUGUCGACACGGCUGCCUAGACCACUGUCAGCUGGCGGGCAUAGCACCGGGACCUCAUGAUGCAUUGGAUAGAAAAGAUGAAAGGUCACAACAGGAACGCAAUGACAUUGGCGAUAUGUUAUCGGAAGACACAGAGUUGAGUCUCGCGGAAGAUCACCAACGUCUCCCGUUAGAGGAGGCGUUCGGUGACGAAGUGUCAGGUGACGCGGUGCCUGCGCCUGCGCCGUUGCCACAGCGUGCACCUGCGUCCUUGCCACAGCGUGCGCCUGCGCCGGUCAUUGAAGAAGAGUCCGACCAUCGGUCUGCUGUUGAGGAGCUGGUUGCGGCGCUUGCUAGGCCCUUCACUGACCGUCCCUCCGACUUAACCGAACGUGAACGCUUCCCCCACGGCCCAAGAAACUUCGGCGAUCUUAAAAACGAAGCCGUAGUUCCAGCACAAAAGCCAGGUCCAGCUGUUGCCGGCCCCAGGUCUUUGAGGAAACGCAGAACAGUACGUGACGCACGGUCAGCUGACGUUGGUGUCUCUGGGCUUUAUGAUGUUAUUUCUGAAGCUGACCUGCAAUUUGGUCCUACGAGAGAACCCGUUACGGUAUUCAGUGGCAGGAUAAGAGAGGAGGUGGUUUACGGAAUAUGUAUGGGCGCGGUUAGUUUCGGAGCCCUCUUCGCUUCAGCGGCAGGCGCAGCCGCUGGAGCUGCACUGGCCGCUGCAGUUCUCUUGCAUAAGUUGCGCGCGCGCAUGGCUGCUCAGACGCCGAUAUCACCAGCUCCGGCAUCGCACUCCCUCGCUGCCUGGAUGGCUUUACGAUUACUAGGAACACCGCACUCACGGGAAUGA
This is a messenger RNA of Pieris macdunnoughi, 1668 nucleotides long. The record is from the annotation of a GenBank genome assembly. Lineage: Eukaryota; Metazoa; Arthropoda; Insecta; Lepidoptera; Pieridae.